AUGGCUACAGGUGGAUAUAUCAAUACACAGCAAUAUAUACGGGUUUCUGACAUUGCAAAUGAACCACAAACGAUGCUUAUGCCAAUUCGGGGAUAUGAAAAAAUGCCGUUAGUGUCACUGGAAGAGACAGUUACACCGCUUAUGUCGAUAUUGCCCGAAGUUAAAGAUUAUGCUUUUGUUGCCAAACAAAGAUGUAAACCUGUACCUGCCAAUGGUUUAACACAAGAUCAAUCGGCUUCAAUUAUACUAUAUACAAUGGAAUGGGAGCCGCAUGAAGAAUGUUUAUAUUUUGCUUUAAACGCAACACUUCGUGCUGAAGACAGACGAAAACUAAAACCAUGGUUUUCAUAUUUAAAACUUAUUCUCACAGCACUCAAACAAUUACCCUCCACGAGACAGUCUGUUUAUCGUGGAGUGAAAAUGAAUUUAAUUCAACAAUAUCCACUAGGAAAAACCUUUGUUUGGUGGGGAUUUUCUUCAUGUGCUUCAAAAAUGGGAGUGCUCGAAAAUGAACAAUUUUUGGGCAAAACUGGUGACCGAACAAUGUUUAGCAUUGAUUGUGAAAGUGGUAAAGAUAUUAGUCGCCAUUCUUAUUUCCAAUCGGAAGACGAAAUUCUUCUUCUUCCUGCUCGACAGUUUGAAGUAAUAUCUUGUUUACAACCAGCAGCCGGUCUUAAUAUGAUUCAACUCAAGGAAACUCAAUCUCCAAUUUCUCUUUUACAACCGGUUACAAGUGACUCUCAUCCAAAGGCAUCAUCGCAGAAUAUUGGUAUUAAAACACAACCUGAAACAAUUGCUGUUUCAUCAGUGCAACCAAAAUUAGACAGCGUCAAAAUCGGUUCAAGUAAUUCAACUGUACCAAAACCAAUGGCAAUGCACAAAACUAUAACACAUCAUGCAACAUCAAAAAAUCAAGAAUUCGCCGCACCUGGCACUUGCAAGGAACUAUUUCAUUAUUAUUCAUUUCUCAUGUAA
Rotaria sordida is the source of this 975-nucleotide messenger RNA. The record is from the annotation of a GenBank genome assembly. NCBI's taxonomy places the organism in Eukaryota, Metazoa, Rotifera, Eurotatoria, Philodinida, Philodinidae.